GAAGACUGAAGUCAUGAUGACCAUUAAAGCAUUUCAUGUAACCCAACAGACCAAAAACCAAGAAAUUACACAGAUGGAAGCUCAAAAUGCAGUGUUCAGGAAGGCAAAAUUCCCUCUGCAACAAGGCAAAAUCGUCAAGGGCAGAGAAAGCAGAGAAAUUGAAGAGAUGGGUAUAAAAAAGUACUUGGCAAGGAAGAGAAGAGAAGAGAAAAGAGUAAUAAAUGGGGGACUGAGAUGGGAGAGAAAGGAAGGGGAGACGGGAGGUGGGAUCUACAUGCGACGGGACCGCGUGGACAAGAAGAACAAAGGAGAGUACUUGAGUAUUCAUUUCCAAGUUUCCUGAUUCUUUGGCUGCUUUUUGACUGUAUUAGUUAAUCUGCAAAAUCUUUUUCCUGCCCUUUUACCAAAAAAAAAAAAAAAAAGGUCUUUUUCCUGCCUUGAUUUGGUGUAAUAAAAGGAGAUUAAGGGACCGUUUUUCUUUCCAGUGGAAAGAAGGCAUUUUCUUGCCUUUUCUUGGCAUAGAAAAGGCACAAAUGUUUGUUGUGGUCCGUUUUGUACUUAAAUAAAAAUAUUAAUUUAGA
Messenger RNA from Rubroshorea leprosula, 581 nucleotides. The record is from the annotation of a GenBank genome assembly. NCBI's taxonomy places the organism in Eukaryota, Viridiplantae, Streptophyta, Magnoliopsida, Malvales, Dipterocarpaceae.